AGUCAGCGUUGCAUUCUCUGCGGCAACAGUGCAGUGCAAAAUUAGCGCGGGUGAAGUGAAGUGGAGUCGAGUGGAGUGAAAAGUGCCGAGUGAAGCGAAACGAAAGCCCAAUCAACAUGUUAUCACGCAUCAGUGGCGGCGGUCAACCGUCAACACCGCCCUCGCCAGCGACCUCAUCAACAGCGACGACGCCGAUGAUGAUGAUGGGACCGACCGGCACAUACCAGCAUCAUCAUCACAAGGAUCAACACCAGGACGUGGACGAUCUGGACGAGUAUCUGUCCGAGUACAAGCUGCAGGCACCGAUCGAACCGAUAGCUCACUAUGCCGAUGGAGAACUUGAAGCGGAAUGGCUCAAUUCGGCUGGAUUUCCACAACUAACCAAAGCAUUCGAGGAGGGUCGCGAGCUAUCGGCAACGGAACUAGCUCCGGUCAUCUCCGGCCUGUCAAGCAUGCACGCGGAAGCGGUCAAGCAGCGCGUGAAGGCGCUCAAUCGAACCGUGCGGGGCCGAACGCGCAACCGCUCGACGAAGAAGCCGGACAUUCGGGACGUGUUCCGGGACCAGGACUCGUCCAGCACGGGGACACGGUCGCGCAGCGCGACACCGGACUCACUCGACUCGCUGGCCGGCGAUGACGCGUGGCACGGAUCGGUGAACAACGGCCACCAUCACCAUCACAUACCGAGCUUUGUGUCCGUGUUCGAUGGCAACGGCGUUGUCCGGCCGACGCCCAUCCGUGGCAAGCAGCACCUGCGACGUACGCCCAGUGCACCCCUGCGCGGUUCGGCCGAGCUCUUCCGGGGCUCCCACAUCCGGUGCGACAUUCCGAUUCACAAUGAGGGUAUCGAGCUGCUCAACUUCCAAAGACUAGGUACGAUUCACAUACCGAGGAUCCGGUCGGGGUCGGACCCAUCCUGCACCAUCGGUCCGCACGCAGGCCAACACAUCUCUGGCACACGGAGCCACACGAACCUCUACAACGGCAGCCCGUCGGUCCGGCGGGACAACGACGAUUCGGGCAACUCGUCGUCGGAGCAGAGCCCCCCGAGCUCGCCGCCGCGCAACAGUCUGCUCAGCUCAGUGGAGAACUCGCCACUUCGCUCGUCGUACGAACCGGUCAGCUUCGAGAGCAUGAUCAAGCAGACGACCCCGUCGGCCGCGGACCAGUGGCAGCCGCUGUCGGCGGCGUCGCGCGAACCCUGCGUCGACAUCGACCUCAUCUCGGAGGGCGAACAGAAGCGCCUCCAGCCGCUGCUCUGGCUCGAGCUGGCAUCCCUGUUCGACAAGCAUCACGUGUCGCUCGACAAGCGGAAACCGUUCAAGCGGAAGCGCAAGGAGGAGGGCAACGUGUUCGGCGUGUCGCUGAAUGCGCUCGUGCGCCGUGACCAGCAGAUCACGGGCGAAGACACCACGCUGGUGCCGCUGAUACUGCAGGCCAUCCUGGCGGAGCUGUCGGUGCGCGGCGCCAAGGAGGAAGGCAUCCUGCGUGUUCCCGGACACAAGCAGAAGACCGAAGCUCUCUACAAUGAGAUCGAGCACAGUUUCUACUGCAAGCCGGAAAAGAUAGAACCGCUCAUCAAAAAGGCCGGUGUACACGAUCUCAGCGCACUGUUGAAACGAUGGCUACGGGAACUACCACAACCACUGCUGGCCAACGAUCUGGUACACCUUUUCUAUCAAACGAACGUUCUACCUCCACACGACCAGUACAAGGCGCUGACGGUGCUCUGCCAGCUGCUGCCGCACGAAAACCGUAACACACUGCGGGAGCUGCUCAACUUCUUCCGCCGAGUCGUGGACCUGCAGGAGUGCAACAAGAUGUCCCAGCAGAACGUGGCCACCAUCAUCGCGCCGUCGUUCUUCCCGCCACGGUUUGUCCAUCCGCCGGACAAGAACGACAUCGGGGCGCAGGUGCGUAUGGCCGCCCAGUGCUGCCAUCUGACGAACGUGCUCAUCACGAUGACGGACAGUCUUUGGCUGGUGCCGCAGCGACUUAUCGAGCAGGGCAAGAUGAUCAACAAGAAUGGGCAGCCCAAGCGACAGCUUACGCGUAAAACCAAAAACGGAAGCAGCAGCAUUAUCGCGAUCAACCGAAGUGCCACGAACGGGGGCGACUUUGUGUUCGAUACCAACCACAUCCACCGGUUAGUGAUCUAAAUCUAAAAGGGCGGAGAAGAGAAAUCGCGAAAGGAGUUUAAGACGGCCGAUGCCUCCACUGAAACAGGUUUUACCACCAAUGAGCUUUACUAUAUAUCACCAAUCGUCAAAACCCAAGAAACCUUAUGCUUAAUGUUAGUCUCCCAAAGGCAUCCCCGUUACGCCGUGGUGUGUCCGUGCUUUAGCGUUAUUAUGUUUGCACUAGCCGUAAGGAGUCGUGUCUAAAUUUAAGAUGAGUGUAAUUGUAUAGAAGAAGAACGAUAAAGGCCACGGUAACUGUCCACUGCGUGCGCAUUGCGUCUCCACACCCCAUUUUCAAUACCUCAUUAGAAGAUUAGGAGGCGUGCGUUGAUUGAAAGGAUUGAGGGUUACAUUUCGUUGCUUCCAAAACACGUUUGCAUAAUGAGUGCUGCGGGAAGAGGAGGUGUAAAAUAAGAACAGUAUUUUGUUUAGACACGGGCUCGCUCUAGUUCUUCAGCACCUCAAAGGGUGCAGGUGCGCGUGCAUCGGAGGUAUUUUUAGAACCGCGUUUUGUGUUGUGUUUUAUUUCUCCCCCGAUUUGUAUAUACGAAGAUUUUCGAACGGGAGUGUUCUUUCUGUAAGUCAGCAUUUAAAUCUAGCCCUAUCGCUCUACCCUCCACGCGGCUUCGCUCGUCUUCGUUCCGUAGGAAUGGAGCUUAAAAAUAGGUACACUUUCCACCGCGACAUCCCGCGCGAUCGGUGUCCGGAAUCGAUCAUAAUUCCAUCGCUCAAAGCCGACGGCCACUUUUAUGGUAUACACACCAUGCGUCAUUAUGUCGAGGUUCUAUUUUCGGACCAGAACUAAAGCAACAUGCGGCGUGAGUUUAAGUAUCCGCCCGCUCUCGGGAAGUGAUCUUCUCAAGAAAUGGAACGUAGACGGGACGAAAGUGCUCGGUUAGCCGACCCUUGUUUGCCGACGCAUCUACUUUGGCUCCAGCACUCGGUCGAUCAGUUUGACUAAAUUUAGACUGACCGAGUUUGGAAUGAGAGUGGAAGCCGUCAGCGUUGAAAUUGACACUCGGGCAGACUGUUACUAAGGGGUUCGUCCAUAAAACUUAGCGAUUUCGAGACGAUACCGAUCCGCGCGGAUGAGGAGGAAGGUUCACAUUUAAGUGAAUUAAAACGACAUGCACUUUAUAAGAAGCUGCGCAUAUGGUGUGAGUGUGUGUUUGAACGUUAGAAUGUGUACUCAACUUAGUCAACAGCCUGCAGAAAAGAAAAGCGUAUUUAUUAUCCAUACAUACGAAAACGAACAGUUUAGUGUUCUAAGCUUUAGGUUCUAGGUGAACGCAAUAAUAGUAUCGACCGCUGGAGCAUAUAAUAUGUAACUGUAAAAUGUAACGAGCAUUAUAGCCGGUAAGAAUUCGUGACGCUCCGAACGUGAGACUACCUAUAUUAACACAGCUUUUGUGCGUGAGUUUGUAUAAAAAAUGGUACCGUGUGAAAGAACUCUACCGUUCAGCAAUAAUUAAUGUGAGUGUGAUGAAAGUGUUGCCUCAAAUAAAUGAUU
Molecule: messenger RNA, 3690 nt
Organism: Anopheles coustani
Lineage: Eukaryota; Metazoa; Arthropoda; Insecta; Diptera; Culicidae
Gene: conu
Product: rho GTPase-activating protein conundrum
Exons: 9
Coding region: 117-2159 (680 amino acids)
Biological process (GO): regulation of actin filament polymerization; regulation of small GTPase mediated signal transduction; signal transduction
Cellular component (GO): cytoplasm
Molecular function (GO): GTPase activator activity
Source: RefSeq, a predicted model, not a curated record